Anastrepha ludens (Mexican fruit fly) is the source of this 3736-nucleotide messenger RNA. It is a transcript of the gene twin, whose product is annotated as CCR4-NOT transcription complex subunit 6-like. Gene Ontology annotation, molecular function: protein binding; poly(A)-specific ribonuclease activity. Gene Ontology annotation, biological process: nuclear-transcribed mRNA poly(A) tail shortening. Bases 374 to 2032 code for a protein of 552 amino acids. The record is from RefSeq and is a predicted model, not a curated record. Lineage: Eukaryota; Metazoa; Arthropoda; Insecta; Diptera; Tephritidae. The transcript has 8 exons. Gene Ontology annotation, cellular component: cytoplasm; nucleus; CCR4-NOT complex.
AGCAGUGCGAAAGCAAUUCAGCGAAACGAAAAAGGGCGCCCCAGUUUCAUCUAUAUCAGGCUCUGUAUUUUUUUUUAGCUGUUUGACGUCUGCAGUGUCCAGCGGCAUUGCAUUUGUAGCAACUCCGCUAAAAAAAAUAGUUAACGAAAAAGCGGAAACAUUACUGUUGUACAAAGGAAAGUGUACUAGCUAUCUGGCUCAAGCAGCAGUGGAAACGGCAAAUACCCACAGCAGCAAUAACAUCAAAAUUGGCAAUAGCUGUAACGGCAGCACUGAUUGCAACCAGGUCUUGAUCGUACGCGGUGGCUGGCUCGGAAGUACAGAAACAUUGGGUAAAAGUAAAUGCAGAGACGCUUAUCAUCAGGCGGUUAUUAUGAAAGGAAAUUUGUACAAAAUGUCUCGUAAUAAGGAGAAAUACGAGAGUGCAAACAGACGACAACAGAUUUUUAUGUCAGCAGAAGAUGUGGCUGCUGGCAAAAAAUCAUCUUGGACUGGUAUUGAGAUAACAGGAUGCGUGCGCAACAUCAGUCCAUCGUUAUGGGAAUUCGAACAUCUAACAGCUUUGUACCUUAACGACAAUCAGCUGUUGCGUUUGCCUGCCGAUAUUGGUUUGCUAUCUAAUUUGCGUACAUUGGAUUUAUCAAGCAAUAAGUUGCGCAGCUUGCCUGCUGAACUAGGCGAGCUAAUACAACUGAGAGAACUUUUGUUGAACAACAAUUACUUGAGAGUUCUUCCCUAUGAAAUCGGCAAACUUUUUCAUUUGCACAUCCUGGGAUUAAUGGGAAACCCAUUGCAAAAAGAAUUUCUAUCCAUCUAUAACGAACCAAAUGGCACUCAGAAACUCUUAACAUAUAUGCUAGACAAUUUAUCAGUUUCCAUAACACCUCCGCCACAACGCCCAUGGAUACCAUUAGCAAAACCGAACAAAUCGAGACCAGCUUGCAUCUUUACAGUUAUGUGUUACAAUGUUUUGUGUGACAAAUACGCCACACGACAGAUGUACGGAUAUUGUCCGUCAUGGGCCUUAAGUUGGGAGUAUAGGAAAAAGGCGAUACUUGACGAAAUCCGCCACUAUUCGGCGGAUAUCAUCAGUCUGCAGGAAAUCGAGACAGAUCAGUUUUACAAUUUCUUUCUACCCGAGCUGAAGGCAGACGGCUAUGAGGGCAUUUUCUCGCCGAAAUCACGUGCCAAGACUAUGUCGGAUAUGGAACGUAAAUUUGUGGACGGUUGCGCAAUCUUCUUUCGAGGUGCAAAAUUCACGUUGAUUAAAGAACAUUUAAUCGAAUUCAAUCAAUUGGCUAUGGCUAACGCUGAGGGUUCGGAUAACAUGUUAAAUCGUGUAAUGCCGAAGGACAAUAUCGGUUUGGCAGCGCUGCUGAAAGUGAAGGAGACUGCCUGGGAUCCGAUGACGGAAAUGGCACAACUUUCUCAACCGUUACUCGUUUGCACUGCGCACAUUCACUGGGAUCCCGAAUUCUGCGAUGUUAAACUCAUUCAGACGAUGAUGUUGAGCAAUGAACUGAAGAGAAUCAUCGACGAGGCGAGUCAUAGCUUUAGGCCUGGCCAUAAGAGUGACUCGAGCAGCGUUCAACUCUUGUUGUGUGGAGAUUUCAAUUCUUUACCCGAUUCAGGUGUAAUCGAGUUCCUUGGUAAAGGGCGUGUAGUAAUGGACCAUCAGGACUUCAAGGACAUGGGCUAUAAAUCAUGCCUGCAACGUCUACUUUCAAAUGACACCAACGAAUUUACGCAUUCAUUUAAGUUGGCCUCCGCCUACAGUGAAGACAUAAUGCCGCACACAAAUUACACAUUCGAUUUCAAGGGCAUAAUCGAUUAUAUCUUCUAUACGAAAACUGGUAUGGUGCCGCUCGGUUUGUUGGGUCCCAUCUCGAAUGAUUGGUUGCGUGAAAAUAAGGUGGUUGGCUGUCCGCAUCCGCAUAUACCAUCGGAUCAUUUUCCUCUGCUGGUCGAAUUGGAAUUGAUGUAUACGGCGGGACAGCAAGCGCCACCCAAUGGGCUGAUCAACCGACGGUAGCAAUAAAAAUCCGGCAGCUAAAUAGUAUAACAACAAUAGCAAGGAACGCUGAGCAUUCAAAAGCAGUAGCUGCAACAACAACAACAACCACGACCACAUUUUUAGUGUAACUAAGUGACAACAACAACAACAACAAAAACCAAGCAACAAAUCGACAUACAUACAUGCAGUUAGACAAAUAGUAAUUCAUACUAACAAAUAGGCAUGCGCACACUCACAUUUACAUACAUACAAAUAUACCACCAUACACCAAGUUACAACAAAAGGAAACAAACAAAAACAGUACAUCAUACAUAAAGACCAACAAAAACAAAAGGAAAAAUGCCCACAUCAACGAGGAUAACAAACCCGUAAAUGGAGUAGAAAAACAAGAAGAAUAUUUGCAUAAAUUUUAAGUUUGUAAAGCUAGUAAAUAUGUAGUUCUAUAACUUUCAUAUAUUUAUCUUUCCUCCUAUCAUCCCUAACUAAGCUUAACUUCCCCUUUCCCAACCACCGACUACUCUAUUAUCCUCCUACAUUUUUCAUUCCCUAUAUAAUUAAGCUCAAUAUACUUAUAUGUAUGUAUGUGUAUACCAUAGCAGCAGGUUCAAAGUGCAUUAUUGCCGAUUGACGUUACCUUAUUAAGUAGCUCGGCAAGUUUAAACACCGAUAGGGCAACCGCGAAAACAACUUUAAUUCAUUUAUUUCCAAAUUUUUGCUCCGUUUAGCACACAAAAAUAGCUUUCUAAUAGGCAUAUUAUAGAUUAAGUUGUAAAAGUAAGAAAAAAAAAAUCUAAUGGAACAAUUAUAUAUAUGUUAUUGUACAAAAUAAGCUUACUGGCAUGCUUUUCAUAAACUUCCUUCCUUCGGUUUUCAAUUUAGCUAGAAUUUAAAAAGUUUGCCAGAAACGGUUGCAUCGAUUGUAAAAAUAUAUUUUGUAUGCUUUUUUUUUGUUUUGUAAUAUUUGUCGAUAUUUUCGGCUGCAGCAACUUGAAUCUAACCUAAAUGCAAACUUUAAUUCAGUGUAAAAAUUGUUCACUUGUUUUAGAUGACAGCUUCCAACUUAAAAAAAAUUAAUUUCAAUUAAUAUAAUUGUUACUCUCCAUACGUUCUUAGCUUUGCAACUAAAAUCAUAGAUAAUUUUUCUAUCAUUAGCUUUUCUGCCUUAUGCCAUCUGAAACAAAUUACAAUUGACUACUUCGUAGAAGUAUCCUACAAAUAUCUUGAUCGAGUUACAUUGUAAAGCAACGUUUCUCGUGGAUUUCAUACAAGCAUACUUUCAUGUACUCAUACGCUCCGCUAUCUUUUGCGUCGUUGCGAAACGCCUGGCGGCUAUGUUGGCACGCUUUUUAUUACACCCAUUCCCCAUCCGUCCUCUUACCGAACUACUAUGGGAUUCUGAAAAAGAAGAUGUGAAAUGAGUCAAUACAAGUACGAAUAUGCAUAGCAUAAACAUAAAAAAAAUUGUCAGUUUCUUUUUCCAUAUUUUUAAAUUCAUUAUUUAUUCGUUUAGCAAGUUUUGUUGUUGAAAAUCAUCCUUGGCGUAUUUCAGAAUCACAACGCUAGUUUAUUCCUUACUAUAAUCCCUUGCUAUAAAUGUCUCACGCUUAUAAUUUCAAAAACUUGACUUACGAUCGCCUACAUCGUUUAUAUAAACAUCUAUGUAUUUUUAAUUGAGCCUAAUUUUAAGCUUGCAAUAGAAAAUUCUAAGUUUAUUACUUUAAA